Messenger RNA from Glycine soja, 765 nucleotides. Its product is annotated as succinate dehydrogenase subunit 7A, mitochondrial-like. The record is from RefSeq and is a predicted model, not a curated record. The coding region runs from base 118 to 405 and encodes 95 amino acids. Lineage: Eukaryota; Viridiplantae; Streptophyta; Magnoliopsida; Fabales; Fabaceae. The transcript is spliced from 4 exons.
GGUGGUUUUUAUUCAUUUCGGGAACUCUCCUUUCACCUAGCUCGAGUCUUUUCUUGCUUCCCGGAGCUCUGAACUUGACCGACGCCAUUUUCACAUCAAAACGCUUCAACUAAAAAAAUGGCGUUCUUGUGGAACAAAACUAGUAUCGCUUCCCAUUUUCGAUCUCACUCUCAGAAGACUGAGGGUUUGGCUUCUUUUCCGCGCCGUCGAUUCCACGUCGAACCCGGGGCUCGUGAAAAAGCUCUCUUGGCAGAAGAUGCAACGCUGAAACCGUUCAAAUCAUAUAAGAAGAGUGUAAAACAGCUCAGAAAAAUUGGGAAUGCUCUGACAGUUGUUGUUGUUGCAGGAUGCUGUUACGAAGUAUAUGUCAGAGCUUUUACAAGAGAGGAAGCUCAGAAACUGUAAUGUCCUGAAAGUUCUGGAUGAAGCAAAUAUUGGGAGUUAGUUUUCUGUUUUGUUGUAUUUUUGUGGCAACAAUUUGGACGUUAUGAUUAGCCAUGUCAGAAUAAGCAGAAAAGCAUUUGAACAAAAAAUUGCUUGCUUGUGCAUUAGUUUUUUCACCAUUCCAAAUGUAUACUGUCUGAUGAUAAUGCUGAUUGGCUGAUCACAAAUCUGUGGCUUCAGGUGUGAGAAAUAGAUAGAAUUCGUUCAACAAAGUUUGCGGGCUAGUUAUUUGAGGGAGUGGUUGUGAUGAUCUGUGACAUUUUUAAUGCUUCCAUAAUCAAGCUUUGCCUGAAAUGUUGAUGAAUCUGAUAAUCAUAUUAA